AUGGCCGACCGGGUGCUUGACAUCGCGGCGGCCACGGCCGAGAAGUUCACGGUGCAGUCCGUGCUCGACGGCAUCCUAUACUUCAGAGUGCAGGACCACACGCAGCAGCUGGCGCUCGCGCGUACCCUCGACGCGCUGCUGGCCAGCCAGCCCGAGGUGCGCCUCGUGGUGACGGACAGCGUCACGUUCCACUUCAGGCAGGACUGGCCCGAUGCGGGGCUGCGCAGCCGGCUGCUGGCCGGGCUGGCGCAGGACGCGAUCGCACUGGCAGAGGGCAGGGGCCUGGCAGUGGUGUUCAUGAACCAGGUGACCACCAAGGUGAUGGAUGAGGAGUCCGGCGGCGGCGUGUUGGUGCCUGCGUUGGGCGAGAGCUGGGGCCAGGCGAGCAGCACGCGCGUGGUGCUGUUUUGGGAGGGGGCGCAGCGCUACGCGCACCUGCUGAAGGCGUCCAUGGUACCAGAGGGCGGCGCGGCGGGGCCGGCAUCGGCGGCAGCGGCGGCGGCGGAGCGGCGGCAGGGGGGCCAGCGACAGCGGGCGCCGCAGCAGGGCAGGGGGCCACACGGCAUCAAGGCGGUCUCGUUUGAUAUCACAGCCGAGGGUGUACGCAGCGCAGCAAUGACUGGGGCCGCAGCAACGGCCCCAGCCGGACAGCUGGGAGGCGAAAGGGCGUUUGACGGCAGUGGUGACGCAGGGCGAGCGUGGCAGGGGCCCUUGCACGGGCAGCAGCAGUAG
Molecule: messenger RNA, 732 nt
Organism: Monoraphidium neglectum
Lineage: Eukaryota; Viridiplantae; Chlorophyta; Chlorophyceae; Sphaeropleales; Selenastraceae
Product: RAD51-like protein 2
Exons: 4
Coding region: 1-732 (243 amino acids)
Biological process (GO): reciprocal meiotic recombination; meiotic DNA recombinase assembly; DNA repair
Cellular component (GO): replication fork; Rad51C-XRCC3 complex; Rad51B-Rad51C-Rad51D-XRCC2 complex
Molecular function (GO): crossover junction DNA endonuclease activity; four-way junction DNA binding; ATP binding
Source: RefSeq, a predicted model, not a curated record